Messenger RNA from Amphimedon queenslandica, 813 nucleotides. RefSeq lists its product as uncharacterized. The transcript has a single exon. Bases 28 to 813 code for a protein of 261 amino acids. The record is from RefSeq and is a predicted model, not a curated record. NCBI's taxonomy places the organism in Eukaryota, Metazoa, Porifera, Demospongiae, Haplosclerida, Niphatidae.
AGGAUAGGAAGAAUUACUUUUUCAAACAUGCACUCCGUACUGAAAUAUACAGGAAAGAAGUUCCCGAAGUCGAUAGUGAAUAAUAUAAUGCAGUACACUUCGCCAAGCCCAGAUCUUCCUGCACUGAAAUGGGGGAGAGAGAAUGAGACCACUGCUAGAGAGCACUACUCUACGCAGCAAAAGGAAAAGCACACUAGUUUUGAGACCCGUUUAUCUGGACUCAUAAUAAACCCAUUGUAUCCUUGGAUUGCUGCCAGUCCGGAUGGCAUUUCAUCUUGCGAUUGUUGCGGAACCAAAUUAUUGGAAAUCAAGUGUCCGUACAUGAUAAGGGAUAUUUCACCAGUCAGUGACGAGGCUUUGACCAAUCGCACCUACUGUCUCACUAAAGGGGUCGAUCAUCAAGUAAUGCUGUCAAGGAAUCACAAAUAUUACACACAAAUUCAGUGUCAGCUACUUGUGGCUGAUAUAGAUACAUGCGAUUUUGUUUGUUGGACAUCUGAUGGCAUGUUUGUUGAGAGUAUUUAUCGGGAUCAGAGCUAUUGUGAUAAGAUUUUAAACAAAUCUCAGUCAUUCUUUUGUGAGUACUUACUGCCAGAGCUGAUGACCCACCACUUCAAAGAACAGAAGGUGAUACAUAAAACCAUUACUGAUGAAGACAAAAUUUAUUGUUUUUGUAAGCAAGAGAAACCAGGGAGAAUGGUAGCCUGUGACAAUGAGGAUUGUGAUAUUGAAUGGUUUCACUAUGAAUGUGUCUCAAUCAAAAGAAAGCCCAAAGGAGAAUGGUUCUGCCCACAAUGUAGGACUAAAAAAUAA